Messenger RNA from Eremothecium gossypii ATCC 10895, 879 nucleotides. It is a transcript of the gene RNY1, whose product is annotated as ribonuclease T2. NCBI's taxonomy places the organism in Eukaryota, Fungi, Ascomycota, Saccharomycetes, Saccharomycetales, Saccharomycetaceae. Gene Ontology annotation, cellular component: extracellular region. Gene Ontology annotation, biological process: RNA catabolic process. The transcript has a single exon. Bases 1 to 879 code for a protein of 292 amino acids. Gene Ontology annotation, molecular function: RNA binding; ribonuclease T2 activity. The record is from RefSeq and is marked provisional.
AUGGCUAAGACAGCUAGCGCGAUGUUGUUCCUAUACUUGCUCCUAUCGCGGUGCCUUCUCUCACAUGCGUUUCAAGAAUUUAUCACCAAGUUCCCCAUGCCGAUGAUGUACAACUUCCCAUCCUGCUCGUCAACGAUUCCUUCGACAUGUCGGAAUGAGACCGCUAUCGCUGACACAUGUUGCUUCGAGUAUCCCGGAGGUCUUAUCCUUCAUUCGCAAUUCUGGAAUGCACCUUAUAGGAAGCGCUCGUAUCGCGACUUUGGCCCUGAUGAUUCUUUUACCAUCCAUGGCCUGUGGAACGACAGAUGUGACGGGAGCUGGGACCAGUUCUGUCGGAGAGGCUCUUCAAUACGGUCUGUCGUCGACAUAUUAAGCAAGGACUCAUUAAACCGCGGGGGCCUGCCCAUUACGGGAAAGGCUCUGCUGAGGCAGAUGAGUAUGUACUGGAAGGGAGACCGCGGCGACGAAAACCUUUGGGUGCACGAGUACAACAAGCAUGGCCUUUGUCUGAAUACACUGCGUCCGGAAUGUUAUCAGCGGUGGGGCUCCGUGGCGUCGGCCGAAGAUCAAGCUAUCUACGACUACUUCCGAAUCGCGAUGAACUUGCACUUGAAAAUUGACGCUUACCACGCACUCUCUCGACAGGGCAUAAAGCCCAGAUGCGACGCUCCGUACGAUGCUGUCCGCAUGCAAAACGCCCUAGCCGAUGACUUCGGCAGAGAGGUACAAAUGCAGUGCACUGGUAAUCGGCUGACCGGUGUCACCUACUACUAUCUACUGAGGGGCGGUAUCUUGUCCGAAAACUUCCAGCCCGUCGACCCUACGCAGAGUUCUUCGUGCCGCGGUAAGAUUUAUUGGAUACCGAAAAGUGGGUGCUAG